ACAAGUUUAUAACUUUUUAUGAUAUAUGUUCUUCUCUCCUUCAGACUUGAAUUUUAGACAGUAUAUGGUCAAAUUUGACUUUUUGUCCCUUUUAAUUAAUGUUGGAAGGCGUCUUCAUCGAGAAAAUGUUUUAGGGGAAAACAAUUUACAUCAAAUUAAUGAGAUUCUUUUGGCAAUUCUUCAGGCUAAACAAGUGCAUCUAUGAUUACCUUGUUAAGAGGGGGAUGCGUGAGACUGCCGAUAUAUUCGCGCGUGAAGUCGGUGAUGGAAAUCCCAUAGAUGUUGGUGCGUUUCUCACGAAGUGGUGGAAUUUGUUAUAUGAUAAGGUCAUCUCUAAUCAGUUCUCCCAAGAUCCUUUUGCUGAGGUUGCACGUACUAUGUACAAUUUGGUACAUCAAGUCCCUGAUGCUGUGCCAGCACUUUCUUCUGAUUCUGUUACACCAGUUAGCUCUCCUACGAUGACAGAAUCUUCUGAAGCAGGCUCUUCCACCGGCUCCUGCUCUGGAAUGCAGCCGACUCCCUAAUCAAAUCAAGAUCUUUCUCUUGGCAUGGAAUCAAGAAGAUUGGGAAAGAUGCUGACUUGCAGAAAGCUACAAUAGAUGAUACUGAAAAGAAAAAGGAAAGGAAAGCUACAUAUCUCAAAGAGAUGAUAUCUAGUAAGUGAAAGCAAUUCGUAUGGUGCUUUGAAGCAUAGAUGAUAUCUAAUAAGGAGUAUGCUUAUAGAGGAAUUAGAGCUUGUAGAUCUGUUAGGCUCUCUACGUCUCUUUGAUUUCCUGUCCUCAUUCUACUAGAAGCAAGAUAAUGUGUUUCCACUUUUAUCACUAGGAAAUGUUGGUUGAUAUUGGGCAAGUGUUGUUUGAUGGCACUAUGGCAGUAUGUGAGUCAACUUAUUCAUUUCAAAGGGUUGUUGAUCUGAUGUCAUUUCAGCCUCAGGUAUCAUAAGUUGGCAUUUCUCAAGAGCAUUCUCUCGGCCAAAAAAAUUGAUUCAGAUAUUUUGUUGGAUGUUAAUCCCUAUUGACACAAAGUCAAGACUAGAGGACGGCAUCAAAUGGAAUACAGAACAAAAAUGUGGCAUCAUAUGAUAUUUGUUUAUCUUGCAAAAUCAAGAGCAAAGGAUUGCAUUACAAAAGGGAUAUAAGGUACCGCAUUUUCCCUGGUUUGUGUAGCUUGAGAAAUUAAAGAAUCUGCCUUCAAAUUACAAUUGCCUUGCAAAAGUGAUUUUAACUAGAAAAGUUUAGGUAACAACUCAUCAUAGGAUUCUUGGGUUUGUUGGUGAAGCAGUUUGAAAAAAGAAACCUGCAAAAAAUCAGCCCCCUUGGAGCAGCUGAAGCAUCUGUCUUAAAAUAAGGCAAGUCCAAGUUCAGACAAGCUAUUGCAAGUAAAUUGUUCUAAUUGGACAUAUUUAGUUUGAUUUUCUUCCAUGCAGUAUAAAGAUUGAAAGUCGAUGAACAUUUUCCUGAAGCAUGUCGUUCGUAUAAGAGUGACACAAAUAGAGACUUCAUUAGGUUCUCUUGUAACUGUGCUGUCUGGGAGCUCUUCUGCUUUCUUGAAGUUGUUGUUUUUUGUUACAUUUAACAUCUUUUAUAUUUUAUGUUAAAAUUAUAUUAUAUUAUUCAUGCUCUAAUAGAUAUACACUCAUGCUUAG
This is a messenger RNA of Solanum pennellii, 1645 nucleotides long. RefSeq lists its product as uncharacterized. Bases 159 to 524 code for a protein of 121 amino acids. Gene Ontology annotation, molecular function: protein binding. The transcript is spliced from 7 exons. NCBI's taxonomy places the organism in Eukaryota, Viridiplantae, Streptophyta, Magnoliopsida, Solanales, Solanaceae. The record is from RefSeq and is a predicted model, not a curated record.